AUAUCAGACGUGAAAGGUUUAGGGUUUAGAGGCGAAAGAACAGGCGCCACUCUGCAACUGAAGGCGCCAAAGCUCAAUCAACUCUAUCACUGAUUGGCUCGCUGGGAGCGCCGGCGACGGGUUGGGUCCAUUUCUUUGACUUCCAUCAGUCUUCUGAUGCUGUAAAAGAAACACAUCUCUAGGUGUGUUGCAGCAAGACACAGUCGGCAUGAGUGUAAGAAGAACCGGGGAAGAAAGUAGAGAUGUAAACAAAUGAAAUCUCAAUUUACUGCACGGAAAUGACUCAGAUGCAUAGAGGAUUAUCGUUCGUUUCCAGUUCUUGCUCCGUUUUCCCACCUUCAACUUCUCGUUUUGACCUCUUCACGGCUAAGUGCAGGGCACUUCAGAAUCACCGAGGCCCUCAAUUGCAGUGCGCUUCGUUUGGUUUUUUUGACAAAAAUAACAAAUUUUUACAGCUUAGAAUUAAUAAGGUCACAGUCUCUUCCAUCAAUACAACCAAUUGUCCAACAAAUGGAGACAACUUGUAUCACCUUCCAAUUCUCAGUAAUGGGCGCAAAUAUGUUGUAACAGUUCAAUCUUGCUCAAAAUUUGUAUAUCUUAGUCGCACAUCCCAUGGGCCUACUUAUGGUCCUUGGUCUUUGGACAGUGGCAUUGGAUUCAGUUCACUUAAUUGUAGAGCUUUUCGGAAGCGAUUGUUUUCUCAGAGUCCUAGUGUGACAAGCAAAAAUGAAAGCGUGGGUGUCAGAGAUGGAAAUACCUUGGCUUUCAACGGUUCGUAUAAGCAUUGGAAUAAGGCAAAGGGGUUGACAGCUCAUGCUAAAACUAGAAGUGCUAAUUCAGGUUUAUGUGCUGCUAAAGAUGUUGAAAUUACGACUUCAGAUGAGCCAUUGGUUGGAGAACCGAAGGAGGCUGGGAAGUUGGAAGCAUCAAUUUCAACUUCUGUUAGAAAUAGUACAGAAAGCUCUCAAGUCAAAGGAAACAAGAAGCAGCGCUCUACUAGCAAGAAAAAGAAGGAAAAACCUUCUGCUGCUCUCAUUUUUGAAGAAUCCCCUGUUGCAAAAGAUUCCAAAAGUGCUACCCAAACAAAGAGUUCCACAGUUAGCAAAAGUGGUCAGAGAGCCACACGGUCCUCAGAGAAAAUUGUGGCUGCAAAGACGCUAGUGAAAGUGGCUGAUGGUUCUGCUCCAACAAAGAAGCAGUCUAGCAAAAAAAGUGGGAACUCGAGUAGAAAGGGGAAAUCUGUUAAAGCAGUUAAUGGAUCCCUACAGAAAUGGUGUCCACAGGAGAUUAGCAACGUAAAAUCUGGGCAAAGACCAUUGAAGCAGCUAUUUCCUCCAACUGGCAAAUCUGUCGUGGUUGUUGAGUCCGUUACAAAAGCAAAGGUCAUUCAGGGUUACCUUGGUGAUAUAUAUGAAGUCUUGCCAAGCUAUGGUCAUGUAAGAGACUUGGCUGCAAGAUCUGGAUCAGUGCGCCCUGAUGAUGACUUUAGUAUGGUAUGGGAGGUUCCAUCUGCGGCCUGGACUCAUUUGAAGAGUAUCAAGGUCGCCCUAAGCGGAGCAGAAAACCUUAUUCUUGCUUCUGAUCCUGAUCGUGAAGGAGAGGCUAUUGCCUGGCAUAUCGUUGAGAUGUUGCAACAGCAAGAUGCCUUACGUGAAGAUAUUAAUGUGGCAAGGGUUGUCUUUCAUGAAAUUACUGAGGUAUCCAUUAAAAAUGCUCUACAAAAUCCGAGAGAAGUCGAUGUCAAUUUGGUUCAGGCUUACCUUGCACGACGUGCUCUAGAUUAUUUGAUUGGGUUCAACAUUUCACCAUUAUUAUGGAGGAAACUCCCAGGUUGCCAGUCAGCUGGACGCGUCCAAUCUGCUGCAUUGGCACUCAUAUGUGACAGGGAAAUGGAGGUUGAUGAGUUUAAGCCACAACAAUAUUGGACAAUUGAGGCUGGGUUCAACCAAGAAGCAGCUGGUUCCUUACGUAAUGCCUUCACCUUUCCAUCCCAUUUGACACAUUUUGAUUCAGAAAAGUUAAAUCAGUUCUCAAUCAGCUCUGAUAAGGAGGCAAAUGAUGCUAAGCAGAAGAUCAAUUCCACAAGAUUUCAAGUAAAUGGCUCAAAAAAGAAUAUGUUGCGAAAAACUCCCCCGACGCCGUAUAUAACAUCAACACUUCAGCAGGACGCUGCAAACAAAUUACAUUUUUCUGCUACUUACACAAUGAAGCUUUCACAGAAGCUUUAUGAGGGGGUUCAGUUAUCAGAUGGGAAGGCUGUGGGUUUGAUAACAUACAUGAGAACAGAUGGAUUACAUAUAGCUGAUCAAGCUGUUGGUGACAUACGCUCCUUGGUCAAUGAAAGGUAUGGGCCAAAUUACACAUCUGAUACUGCACGCAAAUAUUUUAAGAAGGUGAAGAAUGCCCAGGAGGCCCAUGAAGCGAUUAGACCUACUGAUAUUUGGAGGUUACCAUCAAUGCUUAUUGGGUUACUUGAUGAAGAUUCCUUGAAGUUAUAUGCUCUUAUAUGGUCUCGUACAGUUGCAUGCCAAAUGGAGGCCUCUACCAUUGAGCAGAUACAAGUUGACAUAAGGAAUGCUGGUGAUUCCAUUGCUUUCAGGUCUGCUUGUUCUAGGGUUGCAUUUCUUGGAUACCAGGCAGUUUAUGAGGAUGUGGAAGCUGGUGCAAUUAGACAGAAGGAGAAUGAGAGAAAAAGUCGUGAAGAAGCUUUUGCAAUUCUCAAUUCAUUGAAGGCAGGAGAUUCAUUGUGCCUUAUUGAAGUAAAACCCAAGCAGCAUUUUACCCAGCCUCCACCUCACUACUCUGAGGGAACAUUGGUUAAGAAGUUGGAGGAACUUGGGAUUGGAAGACCUUCUACAUAUGCAACCACCAUGAAAGUUUUACAGGACCGUAACUAUGUGACAGUAAAAAAUCGUGUAUUAUAUCCAGAAUUUCGUGGUCGUAUGGUGUCAGCAUUUCUCGCCCAUCAUUUUUCUGAGGUCAUGGACUAUAGCUUUACUGCUGAUAUGGAGACUGAGCUUGAUAAUGUAUCUGCUGGCUUAACCGAGUGGAAAGGCCUCCUAAGAGAUUAUUGGACGCGAUUUAGCUCAUAUUGUAGCCGCACGGAUAAAGUCCACAUUCAUCAGGUGGAGAAGAUGUUGGAGAAAACAUUUGGGAGUUUCUUGUUUGCUUCUCUCCCUGAUAAUAGCAGGACGUGUCCAAGUUGCAUGGAGGGAACUUUGAUUUUCAAAGUGAGUAGGUUUGGGGCAGGAUAUUUCAUAGGAUGUGAUCAACACCCAAGAUGCAAGUACAUUGCUAAGACAUUAUAUGGUGAUGAGGAAGAAGAAGAAACUCCUCAGAACAACAACAGUAGUGUGGAGGAACCAAAACUACUAGGUGUACAUACAAUGUCGAAUGAAAAGAUUUUCUUGAAGAAUGGCCCUUACGGAUUCUAUGUACAACUUGGUGAAGAUAGGAAGGGAUACAUACCUAAACGAGCCUCUGUUUCCCAUAUUAAGGAUGUGGAUUCUAUUACUGUUGAUGAUGCUAUCGAGUUACUGCGGUAUCCUGUGACACUGGGAAACCAUCCCAAGGAUGGGCAUCCGGUAUUAUUAAAGUUAGCUAAGGUUGGAUUUUCUGUUAGGCAUCGACGUACAAUUGCAUCUGUCCCCAAGAGUGUGAAGCCAAAUGAUGUCACCUUAGAGAAAGCGUUGGAACUUCUAUCGAGUACAGACGUAAGACGAUGUGGCCGACCUAAGGGCAAGCCAAAGAUUGAGGAGCCCUUGGAGGCCUAAACAUUUGGGUUCAUUGCAGGAAUUUCAACUCUUACUAAAUUUUUUUUACAUGUCAAUCCUGGAGUAUACGUCGAAAUUUUGAAAUAGAAGAUUUAUUGUAUAUACAUAAUAAUCAAUUUUGUUGUGAUGAAUUUUCUCGUUGAUUUUCAUAUGGAUUUAUGUUAUAGUAGAUUUCAAACUUUUUAGGAUAAGUGCUUUGAUAAUGAUGAUGAGAUUGAUGAUUGAUGAUUGA
Molecule: messenger RNA, 4005 nt
Organism: Tripterygium wilfordii
Lineage: Eukaryota; Viridiplantae; Streptophyta; Magnoliopsida; Celastrales; Celastraceae
Product: DNA topoisomerase 1
Exons: 23
Coding region: 279-3773 (1164 amino acids)
Biological process (GO): DNA topological change
Cellular component (GO): chromosome
Molecular function (GO): DNA binding; DNA topoisomerase type I (single strand cut, ATP-independent) activity
Source: RefSeq, a predicted model, not a curated record